This is a messenger RNA of Morone saxatilis (striped sea-bass), 1500 nucleotides long. Its product is annotated as GTPase IMAP family member 7-like. The record is from RefSeq and is a predicted model, not a curated record. Gene Ontology annotation, molecular function: GTP binding. The transcript has a single exon. NCBI's taxonomy places the organism in Eukaryota, Metazoa, Chordata, Actinopteri, Moronidae. Bases 1 to 1041 code for a protein of 346 amino acids.
AUGACUAAUUUUACCACAGUGCGUGAAGCAUCACCUCCUUCAACAGAGGCCGAUGGAGCCCUGAGGAUUGUCCUCUUGGGGAGGACAGGGACGGGCAGAAGCUCCUCGGGCAACACCAUCCUGGGCAGGUCCGCCUUCUGGGUCGACGUCUCCCCCAGUUCUGUCACCACACAGUGCCAGAGGAAGACUCUGACGGUGGACGGGCGGAGUAUCUCUGUGAUCGACACUCCAGGUUUCCUCCACACGCACCUGUCCCCUGAGGAGGUCUUGGCAGAGGUGGGACGGUGUGUUGCCCUGUCCUCUCCGGGACCCCACGCCUUCUUGGUGACCCUGCAGCCCGGCAGGUUCACCCAGGAGGAGAGGGACGCCUUGGAGUGGAUCAAGGCCACGUUUGGGCCCGGAGCCGCCAGGUUUACCGUGUUGUUGUUCACCUGGGGAGACCAGCUGCAGGGCAAACGCAUCGAGGACUUCCUGGAGGAGAGCGACGAGCUGUCGGAAUUUGUCAGAAGCUGCCAUGGGGGGUAUCACGUCUUUGAUAACAGUGAACAGGUCAAGACAGCGGAGAGCCCACAACAGGUCGUACAGCUUCUGAAGAAGAUAGACAAGAUUGUGGCGGAUAACGGAGGCGGUUGCUAUAGCAACGAGAUGUUCAAGGAGGCUGAAAGGGCCAUCAGAAAGGUACAAGAGAGGAUCCUGGUAGAAGGAGGACACAAGGUGGAGUCCCUUCAGAGGGAGGCUGAAGAGAAGCAGGGGUCACAGUUAGAGAGGAGGGAGGAAGAAGAGGCCAGGAAAAGGGCUGAGAGGCUUUUCUGGUCCGAGCUGGUGACUGCUUUGGGGAGAGGUGCAGCAGAGGGGGCAGGGAUCAUGGGGAAAGACAAAGAGAAAGGGGGGAAAGCUGUGAAGAAGGUGACGGUGGUGAAGAAGGCAGCAGCUCUGGCAGCAUCGCCGCUCUCCAUCCGCUCAGCAGCAAGAGCGGUGGAGGGAGCUGUGAGAGAAGGCAGUAAGGUGCUAUUUAAACACAGGAAAACUUUACUGAACUGAGGGAGGCUGACUCUGACUGUUCAAUGAGGAGUUGUCAGGAAACACAGUGGAGCCUAUGGUCAACAUAGAGGUGAUGUGUGAAAGGUCACUUAGCUGUUUUUUCACUGUGCAUCAUCCAUCUAAUGUUAUCAGUCUAUGUUUAAUACCAGCACAAUGCAUCAGCACAUUCAGACCAUACUGUUAAAGAAGAAUAUAUGUGUGUGGGGGUGUUUGUGUGUGUGUGUGUGUUUAUGUGUGGUCCCUACAGUUAGGUAAACAACCUGGUGUAAAGUUGUUCCCAUACCGAUACCAGUAUUGGAAAUUCCUCCAGUACUUCCUAAAAUGCGGGAUAUAUGCGAGAACAUGUGUCCCCGGAAUGGGAUCCUGCUGCUUCCCAGCAGUGUCCUGUCUGCUGUUUUCCCCCACGGAUAGCGUAAUCAUCACCUGCUCUACUGACAGUAAAGUACAGGUAUCGGUAUC